This is a messenger RNA of Phanerochaete carnosa HHB-10118-sp, 1501 nucleotides long. RefSeq lists its product as uncharacterized. The transcript is spliced from 2 exons. Gene Ontology annotation, cellular component: membrane. NCBI's taxonomy places the organism in Eukaryota, Fungi, Basidiomycota, Agaricomycetes, Polyporales, Phanerochaetaceae. Gene Ontology annotation, molecular function: protein C-terminal S-isoprenylcysteine carboxyl O-methyltransferase activity. Bases 656 to 1399 code for a protein of 247 amino acids. Gene Ontology annotation, biological process: C-terminal protein methylation. The record is from RefSeq and is a predicted model, not a curated record.
CGACUUCGAGUGCGCUAGCUGCUGAGGCCAGGGAGCUGGCACCCCUCCUCCCGUGCACAUCGACAUUGUGGCGUUAGCCAAAUGAAGGGAACGUCCAACCCUUCCUUGCCAUAGCUCUUUCUUUGCUCGCCUGGUUGGCCGAGGAUGCAGUCACGGAAACCGCGGCGCUGCUCACUGGGGAUGGGCGAAGAGGCUCCUACAAUGCGAAGACCCUCACAUUCGGUCUCCUUCUGACCACUGCGCCGGAACGAGGUAAUGUUACCCGCUGUAGUGCUUGUUAGCCCACGUACUGGUGACUCAGAUGUAUAGCUGUACUGUGCUCGUCAGUUUGCUGACUGCCCGCUGAUCUGCUCUUAACCCUACACGCGUGUUCAGAUUGUUCGAACCCUAGGCUGUCUCAGUCUACCCCUAGCCAAGCCAUCAUGCCAUCACGCUGUGCCGCAGUUCGGCCGGCGCCAUGCUGGCGAAAUAAUCUGAGAAUUGCUUAGGGCUACUAUCCGGGCGAUUUGGGCAAAGUUUUGGAGGGCUUGUACGGCCAUCUGAUACAAAUGUCGGGGAUCCCUGUUUCCACAAGUAGAUGUGUAACCAUACUACAUAAAGGAACGUUGGACUUCUCCUCUAACGCACCGCCUCUUGCUCACCCCCCUACAGAGCGAUGAUUUGGUUUCCUGGCCCACAUGGAGCGAGCAACAACAUGCUGAAAAUACCGCUAUUGCUCAUCUCGACAUCUCUUGUAGUGUACGCUCAGACACCGCCCAAGGGGCCGCCCCCGACUGCGGAGGAGCAUGAGAGGUAUGGAGGCAGCGACUGGGUCGGGGAGAGUUCUGUGCCACUUGGUAUUAAGGCGGGCUACUGUAUCAAUGCCCUAUGCGAGUCCGCCGUCAUCCUCUCGGAACACUUCCCCUCAACGCUGGUCGCACAGCGCGCGCCGUAUGUCAUCCGCGACUCGCGCCAGCUCUCACACAACAUACGCAUCACACCGGCGUGGCUCGCAGGGUGUCUACUCCUGGGCGCUGGCGGCGCACUACGCCUCCUCUGCUACCGCACGCUUGGCAAGUUCUUCACGUGGAGGCUCGCCGUCAGGCGGGACCAUGAGCUCGUUACGAGCGGGCCGUACGCGUUCGUCCGGCACCCGAGCUACCUCGGGAAUGUGUUGAUCAGCGUCGGUGCGAUCCUGGUCUACGUCAGCCCGGGCGGCUGGUUCCAUGAGUGUAUCGGAUGGGACUCGCUGUGGAGCAAGGUGUUCACCGUCGUGUGGUCGGCAGUAUCGCUUUCCAUUCCGACGAUGCUAGUACAGCGGGUGGAGAAGGAAGACGAGGUGCUGAGGAAGGAGUUUGGGGAGCAGUGGGACAGAUGGGCGGAGAGGACACCGUAUAAGAUCUUUCCAUACAUCUACUAAUAACUUGAAGCCGUAUGCUCGUGUUCGAUGCGACAGCUACCAACGUAUCACGAUAAUCGAUACCAGAGAACGACGCGUUUUGAUCGCACCAGAGUCUGAGUC